ACUCUCUCUCUCUUCAAAAUCCCCAAUUUUUCCAUUUAGGGUUUCACAAAUCUCCAUCUUUCCUAUCAGCGACCGACACAAUCAAGAAUUAAGAAGAGCUUAAUUGCAGUUGUAAGGAGAAUUACGAAGUGAGAUUUACGAUGCCGCGAAGACGAGAAGAGGAGUACGACGACGAGAUGGAGCCGGAGGAGGAUGAGGAUGUGGAAGAGGAGUACGAGGACGAAGAGGAAGAAUAUGAUGGAGGAAAGGCCGGGAAAAAACGGCGGAGAUCGGAUUUUAUUGAUGAUUUGGCGGAGGAAGAUGAUGAGGAAGAGGAGGAAGACGAUGAUGAUGAGGAUUAUGGCGGCGGCGGUGGAAAGAGAAAGGCAAAGAAGAGGUCGGGGUCGCAUUUUUUUGAACUUGAAGCUCAAGUUGAUACUGAUGAGGAAGAAGAGGAGGAAGAAGGCGAAGAUGACUUUAUAGUCGAUACUGGAGCCGAGCUACCUGAUGAAGAUGAUGAGGGUAGAAGGAUGCAUCGUCGCCCACUGCUUCAUCGGGAGGAGGAUCAAGAGGAUUUUGAGGCCCUUGAGAGGACUAUUCAUGAAAGAUAUGGUAGGCGAGAGGUUGAAUAUGAUGAUGAGGCAACAGAAGUUGAACAGCAAGCUCUUUUACCAUCUGUCAGGGAUCCCAAGUUAUGGAUGGUGAAAUGUGCGAUUGGUCGUGAAAGGGAAGUUGCAGUUUGCCUUAUGCAAAAGGCCAUUGAUAAAGGGCCUGAGUUGCAAAUUAGAUCCGUUAUAGCUCUUGAUCACCUUAAGAACUACAUUUACAUUGAAGCGGACAAAGAAGCCCAUGUGAAGGAGGCAAUCAAGGGUAUGCGGAAUAUUUUUGCUUCAGCAAAAAUAAUGCUUGUUCCAAUCAAGGAGAUGACUGAUGUUCUUUCAGUUGAAAGUAAAGCUGUUGAUAUUUCCAGGGACACAUGGGUGAGAAUGAAGACAGGAACAUAUAAAGGAGACCUUGCCAAGGUUGUAGACGUGGAUAAUGUGCGGCAGAAAGUUACUUUGAAGUUAAUCCCACGGAUUGACUUGCCAGCCUUGGCAGCUAAGCUGGAAGGAAGAGAAGUUCCAAAGAAAAAGAACAAAACAUUUAAUCCGCCUCCACGUUUUAUGAAUAUGGACGAGGCCAGAGAAUUACACAUACGAGUGGAGCGUAGAAGGGAUCCGAUGACUGGAGAUUAUUUUGAAAAUAUUGGGGGCAUGAUGUUCAAGGAUGGCUUCCUAUACAAAUCUUUUUCCAUGAAAUCAAUUAGCACUCAGAACAUACAACCAACAUUUGAUGAGCUUGAGAAAUUUCGGCAACCUAGUGAGAACGGGGAUGGUGAUGUAGCUAGUUUGUCCACACUUUUUGCAAACAGGAAAAAGGGACAUUUCAUGAAAGGUGACCGAGUUAUUGUUGUCAAAGGCGAUCUGAAGAAUUUGAAGGGAUGGGUUGAGAAAGUUGAGGAAGAUACAGUGCACAUAAAACCAAAUGAGAAGGGUCUCCCGGCAACUCUUGCUAUAGGUGACAGAGAGCUUUGCAAGUACUUCGAGCCUGGAAAUCAUGUCAAGGUUGUAGCUGGAGCCACAGAAGGUGCAACUGGUAUGGUCGUUUCUGUUGAGGGACAUGUAGUAAAUAUAGUAUCUGACACCACUAAGGAGCUUCUUCGCGUAUUUGCUGAUAACAUUGUCGAGAGCUCUGAAGUAACGACUGGUAUUACUCGAAUUGGAGAAUAUGAGCUCCAUGACCUUGUGCAGUUGGAUGAUAUGAGUUUUGGUGUAAUUAUACGUGUCGAGAGUGAAGCAUUCCAGGUCCUUAAAGGGGUUCCGGAGAAGCCAGAGGUAGCACUUGUGAGGCUAAGAGAGAUCAAAUUUAAGCUUGACAGAAAAAAUAAUGGAACACAAGAUCGAAAUGGGAACCGAUUAUCAGUAAAAGAUGUUGUGAAAAUUCUUGAGGGCCCCUGUAAAGGAAAACAAGGCCCUGUUGAACAUAUUUACAAAGGGAUUUUGUUUGUUUACGACCGGCAUCACCUUGAGCAUGCUGGCUUUAUUUGUGCCAAAGCUCAAUCCUGUGUGCUGGUUGGUGGAUCACGAGCAAAUGUUGACAGAAAUGGUGGCUCCUUGCAUUCAAAAUUCACCAAAUUUGGAGCACCUCCUCGUGCUCCCCUAUCUCCAAUGAGAUCACCUAGAGGCGGUCCACCUGUAAAUUCUGCAGGAAGAUUUAGAGGUGGAAGAGGGCACGACAAUUUGGUUGGUGCUAUUAUUAAAAUUCGUAUGGGUCCUCACAAGGGGUGUAAUGGGAUUGUUAAAGAGGUUAAAGGAAAUGCUCUCCGAGUUGAGCUUGAGGCCCAGAUGAGGAUAGUUACGGUUAAUCGUGAUCAAAUAACUGAUAAUGUGAAUGUUUCAACACCAUUCCGGGAAAAAUCCAGAUUUGGUAUGGGAAGUGAGACCCCAGUACAUCCUUCUCGUACUCCACUACGUCCAUAUAUGACUCCUAUGAGAGAUCCCGGAGCUACACCAGUUCAUGAUGGCAUGAGGACACCUAUGCGUGACAGAGCAUGGAAUCCGUAUACACCAAUGAGUCCACCUAGGGACGAUUGGGAAGAUGGAAACCCUGCUUCAUGGGGCAGUAGUCCGCAAUAUCAGCCUGGAAGUCCUCCGUCAAGAACUUAUGAAGCUCCUACUCCUGGUUACGGUGAUGCUGGGACACCAAGGGAUAGUAAUCCAGCCUAUGCAAAUGCUCCAAGCCCUUACCUACCAUCAACUCCUGGUGGGCAGCCACCAAUGACACCAAGUUCUGCAUAUUUGCCUGGUACCCCUGGUGGGCAACCAAUGACACCGGGAAGUGGCGGUUUAGACAUGAUGUCGCCUGUAGUAGGUGGGGACAAUGAAGGGCCGUGGCUUUUGCCUGAUAUCCUGGUCAAUGUGCGUAGGCCUGGUGAAGAUGGUGAUAUUGGAGUUGUACGAGAGGUGCUUCCGGAUGGUUCAUGUAGGGUUGCAUUGGGAUCAAGUGGCAGUGGUGAAACAAUCACUGUCCUUCCGAAUGAGAUAGAGGUUGUUGCACCAAGGAAGUCUGACAAAAUAAAGAUCAUGGGUGGUACUCAUCGUGGGGCUACUGGGAAGCUCAUUGGUAUUGAUGGUACUGAUGGCAUUGUCAAGUUGGAUAUUACCUUUGAUGUGAAGAUCUUAGACUUGGACAUUUUGGCCAAGCUUCCACAUGUUAAAGAGUAGAUUGCCUUGUGUAUCGUUUUGUAAGUAUGGUGUAUAUUUAUGAUGCGUCAAGGCUUUUGUUUUUGUUUAUUCUUCUAAACAGAGGAAAAAUUCGAAAAUAAGGAAAAACAAAAUCAUAUCUUCAGUAUUUUUAUACAGGUUCUUCCCCGCCAAUCGCUUCCCCCAAACUUGUAAUUUUGCAAUCAAUUUUUUGCUUCAGUCUCGGUUGCUUCGUA
Molecule: messenger RNA, 3457 nt
Organism: Coffea arabica (coffee)
Lineage: Eukaryota; Viridiplantae; Streptophyta; Magnoliopsida; Gentianales; Rubiaceae
Product: putative transcription elongation factor SPT5 homolog 1
Biological process (GO): transcription elongation by RNA polymerase II; regulation of DNA-templated transcription elongation; regulation of transcription by RNA polymerase II
Cellular component (GO): DSIF complex; ribosome
Molecular function (GO): mRNA binding; structural constituent of ribosome
Source: RefSeq, a predicted model, not a curated record